Molecule: messenger RNA, 766 nt
Organism: Lolium rigidum
Lineage: Eukaryota; Viridiplantae; Streptophyta; Magnoliopsida; Poales; Poaceae
Product: bet1-like SNARE 1-1
Exons: 6
Coding region: 174-542 (122 amino acids)
Source: RefSeq, a predicted model, not a curated record
GUUCUGUUCCGCCUCCACUGAGAUCUCCCUCCUCGUCUCGUCGGCACCGGCCCCGGCACCGCCACAGCUCUCCCCGCAAGGUUAAUUUUUCUUGGCGGGAUUCCCCAGGUUUAAUUCGUUGAUUACAUCCUUCUCGUCGCCAAUCGGGUUGGAAUCACGCGCGCUUCUUCCCGAUGAACUCCAGGAGGGAUUUCCGCAGCCACAGAAGUGCUUUAUUUGAUGGUAUUGAAGAAGGUGGUAUCAGAGGCUCUGUAUACUCGUCUCGUGAAAUUCAUGAGCAUGAGAAUGACCAGGCUAUGGACAGCCUACAUGACAGAGUCAGCAUUCUCAAAAGAUUGACAGGCGAUAUUCAUGAAGAAGUGGAGAAUCAUAACCGGAUGCUGGACCGGAUGGGUAAUGACAUGGACACCUCCAGGGGAUUUCUUUCUGGCACUGUGGACAAGUUCAAGAUGGUUUUCGAGACAAAAUCAAGUCGCAGAAUGGCUACCAUGGUGGCCUCCUUCAUCGCCGUCUUCUUGCUUCUAUACUACCUGACCAAAUAGAUGCAUAGCUUGGUCCUUCAUUUCGGUAGCUUGGUCAUGUUGCCUGCAGCGCAUGCAGUGUAUAUCACUAUAUUUGCCUGACUAUGUGGUGUGAUUUACAUUGGUAGAUCUUCUCGAACUGUCGAUCAUGAAGCUAAGUGCUGCUCAUGCCACGCACAGUUUCUCCAGACACACUUGAAGAUGUUCUGAAGCCUUGAAAUCGAAGAUGUGCUAUGAGGGUGAUA